Sphenostylis stenocarpa is the source of this 1527-nucleotide messenger RNA. The record is from the annotation of a GenBank genome assembly. NCBI's taxonomy places the organism in Eukaryota, Viridiplantae, Streptophyta, Magnoliopsida, Fabales, Fabaceae.
AUGGAACCUUCCGCAGGCAAGCCUGGUUCUCUCCGGACCUUUCUCAUACGGUUUCUCCUCUUCGGCGUUUUGGUCAUCGGUGUCCGUUUCGCUUACCUCAUCGCCGUCGCCGGCGAGUCCUGCAACAUUGGCGACUUCUGUUUUUUCUCUCUGCCUGAGGCUCUCAGCCUCGUCAUCGCUGGCACAGGUCCUCUCGCCGUCGAGUCUGUCUCCGGCGCUGGCUCGCUGCAGCCCGAGUUUUACACCAGCAAGGACUGGAUCAAUGGCGUUCGGUUCUACUCGUCCGCGUUCCAGGACCUAAUUGCCGGUGGUUACCUCUCGCCGAAGUCGAAGUCGCUGUGCGUGGAGACGCCGACCGGACGCGACGUCUUCGCUCUGAGGGAGAUCGGCGUGAAGGAUGCCGUUGGAAUCGCGCGGAAGGGGGUCAAGCCGCUUGUGAAGUUCGGCCGAGGUGAGCGGAUACCGUUCGGCAAUGGAACUUUCGAUUUCGUGUUCUCCGGCGAGGAUUCGUUCUUGCAGUCGGCGAAGCCGGCGGAGUUCGCGACGGAGAUCGGCCGGACGCUAAAAUCGGGAGGGUUCGCGGUGUUCCAUUUUGCAAACCCUAAAGAUACAUAUAGUUUCAAUUCGUUCCUUGAUUUGUUUAAUUGUUUCAGAGUAGUGAAAUUGCAUGGCUUGGAAGGCUUUGAUUCUUCGAUGCCGUAUAUACGGGAAAUUGUUUUGAAAAAAGAGUGUGGUGAUGGUGCUGGUAAAUUUGAUUUGGGUGAUUCAAAUGGAAAGUGUUAUGUUCCUGGUUAUAAGCAUGAUUUGGUUAAGAUUGCUGAGCCUUUGAUUUCGGAGGAGCCUUUGAAGCCUUGGAUUACUUUGAAAAGGAAUGUGAGGAACAUAAAGUACCUUCCUACAAUGGUUGAUAUAAGCUUUAAAAAUAGGUAUUUGUAUGUUGAUGUUGGAGCUAGAAGCUAUGGCUCUAGCAUAGGGUCGUGGUUUAGGAAGCAGUAUCCAAAGCAGAACAAGACCUUUCACGUGUAUGCAAUUGAAGCUGAUAAGACUUUUCAUCAGGAGUAUGGGUUGAAGAAGGGAAUCACUUUGGUUCCAUACGCUGCAUGGGUGAAGAACGAAACCUUGACGUUUGAGAUUCAUCGUGAUCCUGGGGAGCAUGUUGAGGUUAAAGGCAGGGGGAUGGGUAGGAUUCGGCCUUUGCAGUCUUUGGCGAAGGAGGAGUUUGAUGGCGAAGUGGAAAAGAUUCAAGGAUUCGAUUUUGCUGAAUGGUUGAAGAAGACUGUUACAAAGAACGAUUUUGUUGUGAUGAAAAUGGAUGUUGAGGGUACUGAGUUUGAUCUGAUUCCGAGGCUGUUUAAAACUGGGGCUAUAUGUUUGAUAGAUGAGAUUUUCCUUGAAUGCCAUUACAAUAGAUGGCAGAGAUGUUGUCCUGGGCAGAGGAGUUCAAAGUAUGAAAAAACAUACAAUCAAUGCUUGCAGCUCUUCAGUUCCCUCAGACAACGUGGAGUACUUGUUCAUCAGUGGUGGUAA